Messenger RNA from Vigna unguiculata (cowpea), 1574 nucleotides. RefSeq names its product cytochrome P450 89A2 pseudogene. The record is from RefSeq and is a predicted model, not a curated record. Lineage: Eukaryota; Viridiplantae; Streptophyta; Magnoliopsida; Fabales; Fabaceae.
UCAUUCUGGUGGAAAGGUGAUGGAAGCCUGGUUCAUCAUCGUAGUCUCAGCGUGCGUCUGUGUCAUCGUAAGAGCCAUAUUCUCCCUUCAAACCAAAACCAUCAACACCCCUCCGGGCCCUCUUCACAUCCCGAUCCUCACAAGCAUCCAAUGGCUCCUCAAAUCCUUCAGCCAACGCGAGCCAAUUCUCCGAAACCUCCACGCCAAGUUUGGCCCCAUCGUCACCAUCCGCAUCGGAUCUCAACCAGCUAUAUUCAUCGCCAACGGUACCCUCGCCCACCAAGCCCUCGUCCAAAAUGGUUCUCUUUUCUCCGAUCGCCCCAAGGCUCUCGCCACCGCCAAAAUCAUAACAACCCAUCAACACAACAUUAACUCCGCCUCCUAUGGCGCCACCUGGCGCACCCUCCGCCGCAACCUCACCUCCCAGAUUCUCCACCACUCCCGCAUCAAGUCCUUCUCUGGGAUUCGCAACUGGGUGCUCCACACCCUCCUCACGCACCUCAAAUCCCACUCCCAUUCCAACAACUCUGUCAGAGUCAUCGACCACUUCCAAUACUCCAUGUUCUGCUUGCUUGUCUUCAUGUGCUUCGGGGAACGACUCGACGAUGGCAAAGUCAGAGACAUCGAGCGCGUGCAGCGCCAGAUGGUUGUGCGCCUUAAGAGCUUCAACAUCCUCAAUUUCUGGCCCAGAGUCACGCGCGUUUUGUUCCGCAAACUCUGGGAGGAGUUGCUGAGGCUUCGGAAGGAGCAAGAGGAUGUUUUGGCUCCUGUUAUAAGAGCGAGGAAGCAAAAGCGAAAGCAAGGCAAGAAUGAAGGUGUUGUUUCGUAUGUUGAUACUUUGUUGGAUUUACAGUGGCCCGAGGAGAAACGAAAGCUCAACGAAGAGGAGAUUGUGACGCUGUGUAAUGAGUUUUUAAACGCGGGCACGGAUACGACUUCCACUGUGUUGCAGUGGAUCAUGGCGAAUUUGGUGAAGUACCCGCACGAGCAAGAGAGGGUGGUGGAUGAGAUAAGGGAGGUGUUGGGUGAGAGAGAAGAGAGGGAAGUGAAAGAGGAGGAGUUGCAGAAACUGCCUUAUCUGAAAGCUGUGAUUUUGGAAGGUUUGAGGCGUCACCCACCUGGGCACUUUGUGCUACCGCAUGCAGUGAGUGAGGACGUGGUUUUUAACGAUUACUUGGUCCCUAAGAAUGGGACAGUGAAUUUCAUGGUGGCAGAGAUGGGGUGGGACCCUAAGGUGUGGGAGGAUCCAAUGGCGUUUAAGCCAGAGAGGUUUAUGAAUGAUGAAGGGUUUGACAUUACUGGUAGUAAAGAGAUCAAGAUGAUGCCGUUCGGUGCUGGGAGAAGGAUUUGCCCUGGCUAUAAUCUGGCGUUGCUUCAUUUGGAGUACUUUGUGGCUAAUUUGGUUUGGAAUUUUGAGUGGAAGGCUCCAGAGGGAGGGGAUGUCGAUUUGUCAGAGAAACAAGAGUUAACAGUGGUAAUGAAAUAUCCAUUGCAGGUUCAUCUUUCUCCUAGGAUCUAGACUCUGCCCGCUUCAUUGUAUAACAGAGAUACACAAGCACUCGUCUUUUCCUAAA